Molecule: messenger RNA, 2964 nt
Organism: Sporisorium graminicola
Lineage: Eukaryota; Fungi; Basidiomycota; Ustilaginomycetes; Ustilaginales; Ustilaginaceae
Exons: 1
Coding region: 1-2964 (987 amino acids)
Cellular component (GO): membrane; Golgi trans cisterna; Golgi medial cisterna
Source: RefSeq, a predicted model, not a curated record
AUGCUCUCACUACCCAGAAGGCUCAUCUAUGGCAGCCAGACCAAGUUCGACUUCAAGCUCUCCCAGCUCGACGGAAUCGCCCGGCUCUACUCGGAACGGCAUAUCCCCUACCACGACAGCAAAUACUGGUCACGCUAUCUCCAGCUCGAUACACCCUCCGAUGUCUUUUCUUUGCUGUCUUUGGCGGACCUUCGACGCGCCCGCAAAGAUGCUCCCGAAAACGUGGUCACCCUGGUCAGGGUCAUGGUAGCCCACCUCGAAAGCCUUCUCGUCGACCCCCUCUUUGAACCGCCAGCUCCCACCUAUGGCGCAUCUCUCGAUCAGGGCGUCUUGGCAUCUACAUUCAAUGGCAUUGCUGACAUCUCGAAAUGGAAGGUCCCAGGUGCCUCGCUUAUGGGCUUCGACUCGGCGCAGACCGCGCCAGGCUCUGUACAGAGGGAUCGCGCAAAGGAGGCCCUGAACGUCGUUCGCAUCCUCACCAGAACCUUGCCCGCUGUCAUGGAGUCGGACGAUGCUGCAUUUGAGCACGAGGUGCUCUGGACCCAGGCACCCGAAGCAUAUGCAGAUCCGAGUCCUUCUUCCCAAAGCACAGCCUCCAACACUGCUCUCAACGCUCCCAGUGACAAGGCUGACACCUCGGCGCAAUUCGUCAUCGAUGAUGAGGAGGGGGACGAAGCGUCAAACGAAUCCGGCGCUUUUGAUCAUCCUCUCAGCGGAGAAAAGACCGACAACAAGGUAGAAUCGCAUCACGAAGAUGAGCCAAUACCCGUAGCUCUGGGAGAGCGCUUGGUCAGGCUCGUAGUCGAUCUGCUCUUUUGCUCUGGCUUCACCCUCCCGUGGACGGAAGAUCAGCUCGAAGAUUCCGCCAGCAGUGUACUACCAAAGCGCAUCAACUACGCCAUCUGGGAGGCCGGCGUGGGAAGCUCGGUCACUUUACCUGGCACUACGCGCUUCCACGUCUCGAACCGAGUCGAGGUGUUGCGCUUGCUGCUUGUCGUUCUGUCCAAAAGCGUCUACAUCCCCGCCAACAAGCAAAGCACCCAAGUCGAUCCUGCUCUCAAAUUUACCGUCCAGGACUUGGAUCGAGGAAUCGUGCUGCCGCUGCUCUGCAGCCUCCUCAACACGUGCAUCACCAAUGCGCGCAAUUCCACCUCAGCCUGGCUCGGCUUGCCUAGCGUCAGCGGUUUGGUGGGAGGAUCCAACGACGAAGUGCGCACCAGCUUGGUUACUACUUCGCUACAGAUCCUGGACGUGCUGCUCACCUACGAUGCACCGCUGCCCGGCGAGGCGGAUGCUGUGAGCUUGAGCACGAUUGGGCGACCUCUACCGGGUCCAGGGGGUCGCAACGUCUUCCGCUUUUACCUCAGCAAGCUGCACCGCACUGCCGACUUUGACUUUGUUUGGACCGGCCUUUUGAGGUCUUUCAACGAACACAUCAACUCGACGAUUCAGAUCCUUGCCAUCCCCAUCCCCACAGGCGGUCAGGGCAGGAGAGCCGCAGAAUCCAGUUGGCAGCUGAGCCAGGUCGCCGAGCGCAUGGUCCUGCUCUGGCGCCUGCUUGAGCACAAUAACAAGUUUCGGCUGUAUGUGCUUGACGAUUCCAAGCGUGCGCCGGAGCUGUUGACAGUACUGCUCUAUUUUGCGCUCACGUACAAGGAUAAUGUGGCUCUGCAGGGCCUGGUGCGCCUCUGUGCGUUUAUGCUGCAGGAUGUGUCGAGCGAGCAUGCCUUUGCUGUGCAUCUCGCCAAGCCUGGGAGUGCGGCCAAAGUACAUCUGCCGAGCAGAUUGGGGCUGCUGGGAGGCAAUACGGCGAUUGAUUUCCUCGUGCAAGGAGUCUACGCGCUCAUCGCUACCACGAAAGGUCAGCUCGCAUCGCUCUAUGCACCCCUCGUCAUCUCGCUCAGCAACACGGCCCCUGCGUGGAGGUCGUUGUCCAUUACAGCGUCGAGUCGCGUGAUACAUCUGCUCCGGUCAUUUUCACAGCCGUCGUUCUUGUUGUCCGACGAAGGGCAUCCGAGAUUGUUGUUCUAUGUGUUGGAGACCGUGAAUGCGGUGUUGACGUUUGGAUACAAUGCCAAUGUGAAUCUGGUGUACUCGCUGGUGUUGGCGAGGGCGGUGGUGGAGGGGCUGGAAGGUUUCUCUCUGAGGAAGGGAGUGGAGGAGGUGUGGAAGAGGAGAAGGGCGGUGGGGACGGAGACGAGGGAUUGGUUCGAGGGUAAGCCGAGGUUGGAGAAGGUGCCACUUCUGCCUGCGUCGCCUUCUUUGCCUGAAUCGAGUGCUGCUGCGGGGAAAGAGGUGACUACGAGCGAGGACGGGGAAGUAAUGCCAACAGCAGUAGACAAGGGAAAAAUGCGCCGCAUCUCGACCUCGUCCAUUGAUCUUCGCAAUUCAAGAUCAGCGACAGAAUGGCAAGGCGAGCUCUCCAAGUACCCGCUCGAUGUCGUCGAAGAGGUCGCGGCACAUUACAUAGGCAAACGCGGCUUCCGCCCGACCCAAGACUGGGUCGAGUCGUGGCACCUCGGUCUACCGCUUUCGACGCCUCGCUUGGUGAUCGACAAGCUGCUCCCCGAAAUCGAGCGCAUCGCAGCGGCCAGUGCCACGGGCAGCCAGGUUGAAAUCACGGGUGGCGACACGGAUGCGCGUGUGCUGGCGUAUCUCAGGGUGCAGAAGAUGGAGGAGUAUCUCCCGCCGCCGGUGGGAGGCAUUCAUGCGAGGGCAUGGACGUGGACCGAACAUGCAAGUGUGUGGUUGAGGAGCUACCUGUGGGGCACGAUUUAUGUUUCGGCGCUGUUGCCGUUUGGGCUGUGGAGCGAUACGGAUGUGAAGCUGUUUAGGAUCCAUGGCUCGGAGGCGAGGAGGGAGGGGCAAGAGGCGAGGGCUGGUGAGGGUGGUAGCGGAGGGGAGGGAGACAGAGCGGUGCGUGGAGAGGAGAAGGGGAAGGCGGCGUCGACUGGUUCGACGUGA